Molecule: messenger RNA, 2273 nt
Organism: Drosophila kikkawai
Lineage: Eukaryota; Metazoa; Arthropoda; Insecta; Diptera; Drosophilidae
Source: RefSeq, a predicted model, not a curated record
CAAUUUUUUUUUUUUGUUAUUUUGCUGGGAUUUGGACGUGUGUAUUAAUUAGUUUAAAAUAAUUAAGCAAGUAGGAGCUCCUACCCCACUGGCGCGGCAUGGCGGACAAGAAGAAGUACAAGAAAACCAAAGAGGAGAUCCGGCGGGAAAUCGCUCGCGAGUUUGAUCUGCCGGAGCGCAAGUCCAAGAUAGCCACGAUACUCAAGCAGGAGGACCAGGCCUACUGCAUCUGCCGCACCUCAGACUGUUCCCGGUUUAUGAUAGGCUGUGAUGGCUGCGAGGAGUGGUAUCAUGGCGACUGCAUUGGCAUCACCGAGAAGGAGGCCAAGCACAUCAAGCAGUACUACUGCCGGCGCUGCAAGAGGGAGAAUCCCGAGCUGCAGACCAUCUUUCGCUUGGUGGCCACCGAACGGGCUGCCGCCUCGAAUGCCGCUUCAACCAGCCUGAGUGCCUCGGGCUCGGGUCCGCCUGGGGCGCCGCCCGGUGGCGGAGGACCUCCGUUGCCACCGCCAUCGGCGCCGCUCAAGCGCAAGAGCAGCAGCGCCCGGGAGGCCAAGGCCGGCAGGCGCUGCGGCACCUGCGAGGGAUGCCGGCGUCCCAACUGCAACCAGUGCGAUGCCUGCCGGGUUCGCGCUGGCCACAAGCCGCGCUGCAUCUACCGCACCUGCGUCAACCAGCCGGCCGCCGCCGCCGAGCCUGCCCCCUCUCAGUCGGGGACAGGGGGAAGGAAGCGCGAAAAGGCGUCCGCCGCCAAGGCUCGCAAGGCGAAGGUCGGCACAAAGCGGGCCGCCAGUCCAGAGGUGUACCUCAAUCCCGAGCUGGAGGGCACGCGUCAGUGCCACGGUCCCGGCUGCUGCUGCCAGGCGCGGCCGCAGAGCAAGUACUGCAGCGACAAGUGCGGCUUGAACUUGGCCACCAAUCGCAUCUUCCAGGUUCUGCCGCAGCGCCUGCAGGAAUGGAAUCUGACGCCGUGCCAUGCCGCCGAGGAGACCCGCAAGCAGCUGGAGAGCAUCCGUCAGAAGCAGGCACUGGUGCGCUUCGCCCUCGCCGAGCUGGAAAAGCGCUGCGACGAGCUAAACAUGGUAGUGGAACGAGCCAAGCGUAGCUCCAUCGACACGCCGGGACCUCAUGACACCGGCGAUGCGGAGGAUGAGCAGAGCAUGUACUGCAUCACCUGCGGCCACGAGAUCCACUCGCGCACUGCCAUCAAGCACAUGGAGAAGUGCUUCAACAAGUACGAGUCGCAGGCCAGCUUUGGCAGCAUCUUCCAGACCCGCAUGGAGGGCAACAAUAUGUUCUGUGACUUUUACAAUCCGGCCAGCAAGACCUAUUGCAAGCGUCUGCGCGUGCUCUGUCCGGAGCACAGCAAGGAUCCGAAGGUGAGCGACACCGAUGUCUGCGGCGCCCCCCUGGUGAACAAUGUCUUCAAUCCGACGGGUCAGUUCUGUCGGGCGCCCAAGAAGAACUGCUUCAAGCACUAUGCCUGGGAGAAGAUCCGACGGGCAGAGAUUGAUCUGGAGCGUGUCCGCCAGUGGCUCAAGAUGGAUGAUUUGAUGGAGCAGGAGCGCAUGCUGCGACAGCAGUUAACAUCCCGGGCGAAUCUAUUGGGACUAAUGCUGCACUCCACCUACAAUCAUGAGGUGAUGGAUGAGCUGGUGCGCAAGCAGCAAGAGCAUUUGGCGGAGUUUGAAAAGCAGAAGCGCCGUCGGCAGCAGCUCCAGGCGAACCAGAAACUGAUGCAGGAGAAGCAACAGCAAUUCCAGCAGCAGCCGCCACUCCAACAGCAACAACAGCAACUUCAGCAGCAGCAGCAGCAACUUUAUAAGCAGCAACAGCAACUUCAACAGCAGCAAAUGCAGCAAGUUCAGCAGCAGCAACUUCAUCAGCAGCAACAGCAACUUCAGCAGCAUCAACUUCAACAGCUGCAGCUACUCCAGAAGCAGCAGCAACUGCAACAGCCACAGCACCUGCAACAGCCACAACAGCAGCAACAGAAACUCCAACAGGAACUACAGCAGCAGAAACAGAAACUCCAUCAUCAGCAGUUACUCCAGCAGCAGAAUCUGAAACAGCAGCAGGAGGUCCAGCAGAUGCAUCAGCAACUCAAGCUGGAGCAGAUCCAGAAGCAACAGCAGCAGCUCCAGCAGAAGCUCUUCUAUCAGCAGCACAAGUCCUAGAGUUUCAAAUCCUUUUAAGAGUGUAGACAAAAAAAAGCAAACAAAAACAAAACCAAUAAAUUGACAUGCAAGAAAUCCCCUUUUUGUACAAGAGAA